Messenger RNA from Botrytis fragariae, 483 nucleotides. RefSeq lists its product as uncharacterized. The record is from RefSeq and is a predicted model, not a curated record. Lineage: Eukaryota; Fungi; Ascomycota; Leotiomycetes; Helotiales; Sclerotiniaceae. Bases 1 to 483 code for a protein of 160 amino acids. The transcript has a single exon.
AUGACCUCCCAAGUCCCAACAAAUGCAGGAGCUUCCAUGCCUGCUUCCGAAAUCCAGGCUCUCGCCAUGAGCGGACAGGAAAACUUUGUUCCCGCCGCUGAAGAGGCGAGUCAGUAUUCGCAUUCGUUUCUGUAUCUGGCUCCGAAGACUUCGGCUGGUUAUCCCGUGGCUCAGUCAGCCAAAGUGUCUGCUGCUUUGACGCCGCGUCAGCUGGGAGAUCAGACGCGUGGUACAAUUGGGGGUGAGGAACUCGGUGUAAAAGGAGUUGGUGGUGAGGAUGGUCGUGCCAAGAAUUUGGGCAGCAUUGAGCAGGAAUUGGGAAAGGCGUCGAGGAGUGAGAGCAUGAGUAGUGAGGCGAGCAAUAGCACAAUUUCUAGUGUGGAUGCACCCAAGGGGAUGAGUUCAAGGCGUUUCUUGAAGUUGGGACCGGUUCAUUCUGGCGAGGCAGGUUUGGGUGAUUGGAGUGAAGAGGUGGUGGAGUAG